Molecule: messenger RNA, 2024 nt
Organism: Penaeus chinensis
Lineage: Eukaryota; Metazoa; Arthropoda; Malacostraca; Decapoda; Penaeidae
Product: N-acetylated-alpha-linked acidic dipeptidase 2-like
Exons: 13
Coding region: 1-1776 (591 amino acids)
Molecular function (GO): carboxypeptidase activity
Source: RefSeq, a predicted model, not a curated record
AUGAAGUCGUCCAUGUUGGUAGGGCUGGUGGCUUCGAUAACCGCGCUGCUCACGGUCAUCGUCAUCACAAUGGUGUCUCGCGUCGUGUAUGCCAACUACGGCUCUGUCGAUGACUUCGAUCACCUGGAAGAAGAGGGCGUUGACGUGGCCGGUGCGAUUGUUGUCGUCCGCUAUGGCAAGAUCUUCAGGGGAGACAAGGUAAGGUUCGCGGAGGAGCGCGGGGCAGCGGGCGUGAUCCUGUAUACGGACCCCCAGGACGCCGCGCCCCUGGGCCCUGAAGCCACGUACCCAAACACUGUCUAUGCUCCCCCGGGGUCCACGCAGCUGGGGUCCCUCUCUCUCCAGGGGGACCUUCUUACUCCCGGGUACCCUGCGACAGAAUCCGCUUACCGAAUUCCUGAAGAACAAGCAGAUUCGCCCGGCAUUCCCGUCCAACCUGUUGGUUAUGGCGAUGCUCAACAUAUCUUCAGCAUCUUAAAAGGCGAACGCGCACCCGAUGAGUGGCAGGGAGGUCUUGACAUAGAAUACCUGCUGGGUGGUGACCUGGAAGGACAUGAGGUCAUAUUGGACGUUCACAAUAUAAAUUCUAGGGAACAAGUGUACAACGUGAUAGGAUCUCUAAUUGGUCAAGAGGAACCAGAUCGUUACGUACUGAUCGGGAAUCACUAUGACGCCUGGACCUACGGCGGAAUAGACCCCUCGUCGGCCACCGCCGCGCACCUCGAACUCACCCGCGUGUUCGGCGAGAUGUACAGGGACGGCUGGCGGCCCCGGAGGACCCUCGUGUUCUGCAGCUGGGCGGCGGAGGAGCCGGGCGUCAUCGGCUCGACGGAGUUCGCGGAGCAGUUCAGCGCCAUCCUGAAGGACCGAGCUGUAGCAUACCUUAACGUGGACAUGGUGAUGGAAGGCAAUUACUCUUUCAUGGCCAGCGCCGUCCCGAUGCUGUAUGACGUCAUCAUCGCCACCUCGAAGGCCGUGCCCAACCCGGACCAGGACGAGGUCGAGGCGGGUCGUGCCUCCCUGUACGACACGUGGGUGCACCGCUUCCCCAGGAACGACAGCGAAGAGGAAGGGGCGGCGUCGGAGCCCCUCUUCUCCACCUUCGGCUCCGGCAGCGACUUCCGGGCGUACGUCUUCAACCUGGGGAUUCCCAGCCUCGACCUGUGCUUCGCUUCCGCGCCGGAUGAACCAGGACUCCCUUUGUACCACUCGGCGUAUGAAACCUACGAAUUAGCCUUACUCAUGGAUCGUGAACUCCGCUUCCACCAAGCUACUGCCAGAAUGUGGGGUUUGCUUGCCUUAGAGUUCUCGAGCCGGCCCGUCCUCCCGUUCUCCCUCAAGCAGUACAGUGACUUCGUCAAGGAGGAGUUCAAGAUCUUCAAGAAAAAGUAUGGAGCGAAGCUCUUAUUACUUGGCGUGAGCACAGCUAAUUUGGACGCAGCCAUUAAGAGUCUGAGCAAAAACGUCGACGACUUCUUGGAGGAACUCGACGCAGCCGACUGGAAUAACGACCUGGUCCUCCGAACGUUCAACGACGCCAUGAUGCUGAUGGAGCGCGCCUUCCUCUCUCCCUUCGGCCUCCCUGCGCGCCCUCUCCUCAACCACGUGUUACUAGCCCCGAGCACCUUGAACGGCUACGUGUGGGACGUCUUCCCUGGCCUGAGGGACCUGCUGCGCAACAGCAACGUCACGGCGAGCAAAGUGAAUGAACACAUGGCCGCCGUCACGCACCAUUUCAACAUGUCCGCCGCCGCUCUGUCCCUCCGCUUCUGGUAGCCCUGUGUCUCCCGUCGACGUUGUAAGUCUUUUUGUAAAGCUGUAUAUAAAGAAUAUUUUGUCUGAUUUUGAUUUUUGUGAGAUUAAUCCGAUCUAUGUAAAUAAAUACUGUUUUGUCAAACAAAAGUCAUACGCGGUGAUGCUUUAUAAAUGAGAUUGUGGGACUCGUAAAUGUAAAGAAAUAUGCAUACUUAUAAAAUCGGUUUUCAGAAAAUCAGCUUUUAAAUCUAUUACUAUAAAAAUAUAAA